UUGGAAGCGAUCCAGAUUUCUGCAGCGGUGUUAGAAUUUGAAGUCUUUGUUCAGGUGUUCUUUCGACGUCAUUGUGUUGUUGCUCAAUUCUUGAAAGAAUUCACGGAAUUCGACUACGUUCUCUUCAUAGACUCCGAUAUAGGAGUAGUAAAUCCGAAGAGGCGAAUCGAGGAAUUCAUUGAUCCGAAAAUGGAAAUAAUAUUCUAUGAUCGCUUUUUCAACUGGGAGGUUAUGGCUGGAUCAUAUUUAGUGAGAGAUUCGAAAUGGUCACAGACCUUUCUUAAAGGAAAGUUUUUUAUGCAUAGGGCAUAUCUGGCUGAAUUGAUCAUGCCAGCGAAUAAUGUGGAACUGCCUGUCUGUCUUAGCAUUUACAACAAUUCGAAAGGAUUUCCCGAUUUGUUCUUGUAUGAAGCCUGUAUUCGAAACGCAUUAGGCAGCAACACCACAUUCGGGAAGAUUAAAAUACUUCCGAAGGGUACAGGAUGGGCUCGUGACAACUGGAUGACGAACAGUAAAUGGAAUAAAGAUCGUGACUUUAUGAUUCACAACUGGAAAAAUGAACAGUUGAGAGCUUAUUCCAAAAUUCCACUUCCACUGUCAUCAGAAUCGGGUUCGAAGUGGUACAAUCCCACCGUUGGACCUGUUGAGCUCUCCCUUUGUACACCUGGGUAA
Angiostrongylus costaricensis is the source of this 672-nucleotide messenger RNA. NCBI's taxonomy places the organism in Eukaryota, Metazoa, Nematoda, Chromadorea, Rhabditida, Metastrongylidae. The record is from the annotation of a GenBank genome assembly.